AUGUACGCGCUGGCGCGGUUCGACCCGGCCGAGACGGCCGACGCCGACCUGCUCAUCCUCGACGAGACGGUCAACGACAUUUUUACGAAUAAGGAGGAGAGCCGGAACUAUCACCCAUACGCGCGCAUUCGCGGCGCCGUGGAACUGCUCGUGCGGCGCAUCUUCCAGACGGCCGCAAAGGCGCCGCCGGCGCUCCUCCUCCUCAGCACCAUCGUGGCCGCGCCGCCCACGGACUACAGUAACGCAGCAUCAAAUCUCGAGCAGGCGCUUCCAAUCUUAGAGCGAUCACACAAUGAUCUCAGACGCCCGGCAAGGCGAACCCACCAGCGAAAUGCGCGCAUCGCCGUUUUGGCUUUCAUGGCACUUUUAAGCUUGGGAAAAGUGCUACGAAUGAAUUUCACCUCGAAGGCGGGCAACUGGGGACAAUGCGUCUCCGAACUCCUCUAUUGUAUGACUUGGUAUCAGAAUCUGAAAUCGGGUCCGCUCGACUACUGGGCACAGGACAACACAAACUCCACCACCAGGCACGGCCACUUCGAGACAAUCACCAACACCGCAGCCUGA
Messenger RNA from Aureococcus anophagefferens, 564 nucleotides. RefSeq lists its product as hypothetical. NCBI's taxonomy places the organism in Eukaryota, Pelagophyceae, Pelagomonadales, Pelagomonadaceae. The coding region runs from base 1 to 564 and encodes 187 amino acids. The transcript is spliced from 3 exons. The record is from RefSeq and is a predicted model, not a curated record.